AUGGUUGAUAAAAUCCAAUUUGUCAAAGAUGCUGCUGACUUCACAUCAUAUUUAAAUUCCAAUCAAUUGUUCAUCAGUUAUUUCACCGCGUCUUGGUGUGGGCCUUGUCAAGCCAUCAAGCCAAAGGUUGAAGAAUUAUACUCUAAGUACACAAAUGUCGAAGUUGCCAAAGUAGAUCUUGACUCCAAUCAACAAUUGGCCCAGCAGUACGGGAUCACUGCUGUGCCAACUUUGAUUUUCUUCCAUAAGCAAAAACAAGAUGGCCAAGUAAGAGGGGCGAACCUCGGGGAGAUUCAAAGCAAAUUUGAUUCAUUGAGUAAACUCGAACCUAAUGCUACAAGAAAUGGGAAUGGUACAGGAGGAGCUAGUAGUGGAGCAUUGAAAAAAACUGGGAUUUACAAAGAAGUUGGUGGGUUUUUGCCAGGCUCUGAUUAUGAGAUCUUGAAUGGGGCUGUUGAUUUUAGCGGGUAUGAGGCAUUGAACAUCCUCCCAUUUAAGAAAUCUAAAGGCGAUUCUAAAGUAUUGGUUAAAUUGGUUGACGACGGGAAAGAAGUUCAGGAUUCGACAGUAUUAACUGAUGCGGACUCUCAAGGAAUAAUCUACUUGCCGUUCUUGAACACCGUUAAAGUUUAUUCUCUACUUGUUAAGCUAAAACCGGGAAACAAAUUGGAGUUUUCUGGGGACUCGGAGGUCGAUGAAGACGAAGCUGAUGAGUUGCAAUUCCCAAAGACCUUGAAGAUUUGGAAGAAUUUGACCAGCGUAAUUUCCUUUGAUGAUGCCAACUCAAACAAUAACUACGACCAUGUUGAAGAAAUUGACGGAUCAAAGAUUUCUUCAGAAGGUAACUGGUACGAAAUUAAGCUAAAGUUUGUUAAAUUUCAAAAUACCAAAUCUCUCAGUAUAUUCAUUGAUGGUGACGAUGAGGAUAAUCACACUAUUAUCGAAAAGCUUAUUAUUGUCGGUAUCAGCGGAGAAGCCAGAGCCCAACAAACAUUAUCACAAGAAGAGCAUAGCCAUUAA
This is a messenger RNA of Saccharomycopsis crataegensis, 1020 nucleotides long. RefSeq names its product thioredoxin-like protein 1. Gene Ontology annotation, molecular function: protein-disulfide reductase activity. The coding region runs from base 1 to 1020 and encodes 339 amino acids. The record is from RefSeq and is a predicted model, not a curated record. Gene Ontology annotation, cellular component: cytosol. The transcript has a single exon. Lineage: Eukaryota; Fungi; Ascomycota; Saccharomycetes; Ascoideales; Saccharomycopsidaceae.